Molecule: messenger RNA, 5065 nt
Organism: Cercocebus atys (sooty mangabey)
Lineage: Eukaryota; Metazoa; Chordata; Mammalia; Primates; Cercopithecidae
Gene: SLC35F5
Product: solute carrier family 35, member F5
Exons: 16
Coding region: 1093-2661 (522 amino acids)
Biological process (GO): regulation of peptide transport
Cellular component (GO): membrane
Source: RefSeq, a predicted model, not a curated record
UUGGCCAACAUGGCGAAACCCCGUCUCUACUGAAAAAUAUAAAAAUUAGCCUGGCAUUGGUGGCUUGCGCCUCUAGUCCCGGAUACAUUGGAAGCUGAGGCUGGAGAAUCGCUUGACCCCGGGAAGCAGAGGUUGCAGUGAGCUGUGAUUGUGCCACUGCACUUCAGCCUGGGUGGCAGAGUGAGACACUGUCUCAAAACAAACAAACAAAAAAUUGCUAACAUUUGUGAGGUUCUUAUUAUGUGCCAUGAAUGGAUCUAAGCCCUUCACAUUUGUAAACUCAUGCAAUCCUGGCAUAUACACAAAAAACAAAUGUGGCAGGUACUAUCAUCAUGUCCAUUUUGUAGAUAAAGAAACCGAGGGCCAGAGAAGUUGAAGUAGCUUGCCCUAGGAUGUAGUUUGUAACUCCUAGAGCUGAGAUCUUGUUUAUAUACAAAAGGUUUCAAGAAUCAAAAGUACUCUAAGCCACUUUGCGUUUCGGCUGUCGAGAAAGGGAUAUCCAAAGUUUCAGGUUCGCAGUUUGUGAAACGGAGCUGCCAGCUUUCGUUCUAAGGCGGGCGGAGGUUUGGCACUCCCUCGUCCAACGCUCUGCCCCAGACACCCACUCUCGCUUUCCUCUUCUUCCUCCACCUCGCCCUACUUCCCUUCUUCCUAUCUUCGCUCUUCUUUCGCCUCGCCGCCGUGUAUCCUCGCUCGCUGCCGAGUGCCUCGCAUUACUUCCCUAGCCUCUGCCACGCCACGCUGGAUACGCGCCCACGCGCAGUCCGCCGUCGCGCCUCUAUGACGUGUCGCCGCUUUCGGCUGGGGGGGGGCCGAGGCUGCGCGGAGGGCAAGCCGGGGGCGGGGCCGGGGCCAGAGCAGAACCCCGGGUCUCCGCGGCCAUCGCUGACUGAGCUGUCCCUUCCCCUCACCCGCUCCACGCCCUCCUGGGCCGAGUGGAGUUGGGUGGUGUCAGCAGCCUCUCCCUGAGGGGCACCGCGGCUUCAGGAGCUGGGCCUCCAGUGCGGCGCGAUGUCAGGCGCCGUGACAGCUCUGUGAGUCCGAGGCCGCGGCCGUGGCGCUGGGCGGCUGCGGGGCCUGGCCGGUCCGCUCAUGGUGCCGCCACGACGCCAUCGCGGGGCAGGAAGGCCAGGGGUGCUGAGUUCUUCACCUUUCAGACUGAGAUCUGCCAAGUUUUCCGGCAUUGCUCUUGAGGAUCUCAGAAAGGCUCUUAAGACCAGACUGCAAAUGGUGUGUGUGUUUAUCAUGAACCGAAUGAAUUCCCAGAACAGUGGUUUCACUCAGCGCAGGCGAAUGGCUCUUGGGAUUGUUAUUCUGCUGCUUGUUGAUGUGAUAUGGGUUGCUUCCUCCGAACUUACUUCGUAUGUUUUUACCCAGUACAACAAACCAUUCUUCAGCACCUUUGCAAAAACAUCUAUGUUUGUUUUGUACCUUUUGGGCUUUAUUAUUUGGAAGCCAUGGAGACAACAGUGUACAAGAGGACUUCGCGGAAAGCAUGCUGCUUUUUUUGCAGAUGCUGAAGGUUACUUUGCUGCUUGCACAACAGAUACAACUAUGAACAGUUCUUUGAGUGAACCUCUGUAUGUUCCUGUGAAAUUCCAUGAUCUUCCAAGUGAAAAACCUGAGAGCACAAACAUUGAUACUGAAAAAACCCCCAAAAAGUCUCGUGUGAGGUUCAGUAAUAUCAUGGAGAUUCGACAGCUUCCGUCAAGCCAUGCAUUGGAAGCAAAGUUGUCUCGAAUGUCAUAUCCUGUGAAAGAACAAGAAUCCAUACUGAAAACUGUGGGGAAACUUACUGCAACUCAAGUAGCAAAAAUUAGCUUUUUUUUUUGCUUUGUGUGGUUUUUGGCAAAUUUGUCAUAUCAAGAAGCACUUUCAGACACACAAGUUGCUAUAGUUAAUAUAUUAUCUUCAACUUCUGGACUUUUUACCUUAAUCCUUGCUGCAGUAUUUCCAAGUAACAGUGGAGAUAGAUUUACCCUUUCUAAACUAUUAGCUGUAAUUUUAAGCAUUGGAGGUGUUGUACUGGUAAACCUGUCAGGGUCUGAAAAAUCUGCUGGAAGAGAUACAAUAGGUUCCAUUUGGUCUCUUGCUGGAGCCAUGCUCUAUGCUGUCUAUAUUGUUAUGAUUAAGAGAAAAGUAGAUAGAGAAGAUAAGUUGGAUAUUCCAAUGUUCUUUGGUUUUGUAGGUUUAUUUAAUCUGCUGCUCUUAUGGCCAGGUUUCUUUUUACUUCAUUAUACUGGAUUUGAGGACUUCGAGUUUCCCAAUAAAGUAGUGUUAAUGUGCAUUAUCAUUAAUGGCCUUAUUGGAACAGUACUCUCAGAGUUCCUGUGGUUGUGGGGCUGCUUUCUUACCUCAUCAUUGAUAGGCACACUUGCACUAAGCCUUACAAUACCUCUAUCCAUAAUAGCUGACAUGUGUAUGCAAAAGGUGCAGUUUUCUUGGUUAUUUUUUGCAGGAGCUAUCCCUGUAUUUUUUUCAUUUUUUAUUGUAACUCUCCUAUGCCAUUAUAAUAAUUGGGAUCCUGUGAUGGUCGGAAUCAGAAGAAUAUUUGCUUUUAUAUGCAGAAAACAUCGAAUUCAGAGAGUUCCAGAAGACAGCGAACAGUGUGAGAGUCUCAUUUCUAUGCACAGUGUUUCUCAGGAGGAUGGAGCUAGUUAGCUGUUGUCUGUAGCCCAGCACGAUAAUGGAACUAUACAGCGAAGAGACAAUCUCUGGCAAGUUUUUGUAGAAAAAAUGUUUCAGUGCCUAGUCUGAAAAAUAACAGUUUCAGUUCUUUGAAACUCUAAAAUAUAUUUUUCUCAUACCUGUUUUCUUCAUUUUCAUAAUGAAGCACUUUGCUAUGUAGCUGUGUACAUAUCACUACAGUUCUAGGAAGUUCCAGUCUACAGUCCAUCCAAAGGACCAACCUGCCUUACACAUCUCAAGGAAUUCAGCUGUUGAAAUCAUUUGAACUAAUCAAGGAAUAAAUCCUAAUGUUCCGGGACUUUAUUUUCACAUACUUGUUAAAUGCUGGAAUAUAUUAUAAAAAUGUUUUCAAGAAAUCACUUAAGUGUUCAUAGACCAGUGUUUCUGACAGGUAAAAUGCUAAAAUAAGCUACCUGUAGUAAGUAUGGAUGGUAUUUUUGGGUUUUGUUGAAUAUUGCAAAUUAACCACACAAAAAAUGUUUAAUUUAUGCAACAAGCAUGUUUGUGCAAAUUUCGUGGAACUUUAAAAAGAAUAAAUAUUUGAGAAAAUAUCUGAUUCACUUACACUACAUUUACUGUAUUAUUCUUUUAUAGCAUUAGGUGCCUUGUAUUUUAAAUCUGUGACAAACCAUGGCAAAUUUUUAAAGGGGAAGUAUUAUUAUAAAAUGAAGAAAUAUGUAUUUCUAAAGGCUAUAUUGCUGUAAACUUAAUUGAUAAAGCUCUGUUUAAUUUAGAGUUUUGAAGAAAUAGUCUCCCUUCAAUUAAGAAAUUUUCAUAAUGGAAUGAUUUAAAUUGAAGUGACAAAGAGUAUUAUUAAAAUACAAUGUUUAUAUGUGUAUUUGUGUAUUAUAGAUGUAUCAAGUGAUUUCUAAUUUUUUCUUAUAUGAAUAUGCCAGAUUACUCUAGAACUAGAUGCCUCUUCUUUAAAUAAUUUUAGUUUUCCUGAAUAAAUUUGUAAUGGUUAAAGUACCAAAGAAGGAAGGCGAGAAGGGAUUCUGUUUUUAAAAUCACAUCUGAACUGUUCCUCUACUAAGAUUAAAUUAAAUGUGAAAUACUCGUAAUUGCAAUUCUUAAUCUUAGGCACAUGUGCUCACUGUGCACCUGCUCCUGGACUCUAUUCACCAUAGUACCAGUAAACGUGUGUCCCAGGAUUCACAGGCUUUUGAUUAAUCAAUAUUCUUUUCAAGUUUUCUGUGAAUAGUUUAGUUCUCUUCAAAAUUUCUUAACUAAUCUGAUUUUUAAGAAUUCAGUUUGCAGUGUUUAGCUUCCUAUUCACAUUCUUAAAAUUGCUUUGGUGUUACCAUGAGUCGAAAAUGAAGUUUAGCCUUCCUUCUGCUUCAUUCUGAGAACUUCUUUAUUACCUUUAAAAAUUGUUUAUGAUAUUAAAUUUAAAAUACAAACAGCUCUCUCUCUCUCUCUCUUUUUUAAUCAUCCAGCCCAAAGUGGCAAAAACAGCUCUUUUCUCAUGUGGCACCACCAAUAACGCAAGUUAAAAAUAAUGUUGAGUUUAUUAUACUUUUGACCUGUUUAGCUCAACAGGGUGAAGGUAUGUAAAGAACGUGGACUUCUGAGGAAUUUUCUUUUAAAAAGAACUUAAGGAAGUAACAUUUUAAUUACUAAAGGACUACUUUUGGUUGAAGUUUAUUAUCUAGAUACCUCUACUUUUUGUUUUUGCUGUUCGAUAGUUCACAAAGACCUUCAGCAAUUUACAGGGUAAAAUAGUUGAAGUAGUGGAGGUGAAACUGAAAUUUAAAAUUAUUCUGUAAAUGCGAUAGAGAAAGAAGCUGAGCGUAGAAUCUUUUGGUUGUUCAUGUGCUCUGUGCUCCUCUUAUCACACAGGUCAUGUGUUGUCACUCAGGAUUCUGGAAGUACUAAGCCGUAGUUAACAGGCUGGAUAGAUCUUCAGGCAAUCUUCUUCCAGUAUACUGCUGCUUUUCUGUUUCUUAAAACAAAAAGUCAAAGAACAACUUCUUUAGAAGGAAGCACCACCACUCAAUUGGUUAACUGAAAGUAUGAAUCACUGCUGCUUCGCUUGCCCACCUGUUCUCUUUUUCUCACAGGUUUUAUUUCUCGGAAUGAUUGUUGCAUUUGAAUACUGUAGCCAUGGUGAGUGAGCAGUUGAAGACUUCCUUUCUGCACCUUCAUAGUUAAGGGUUCAUCUUCUCACGAAAUAAAGUUGUGCUGGGUUGCUUCAAUUCUGUGGAUUGCCUGGAAACUAGGUAACAAGGCCCUUAGAUCACAACGACCACGUUGCAGGUCUUUGGAAAUGCUGGGAAGGGGUUACAUUCAAGUAACUGCUGACAUCCUUCCUGUCUAUCAGAACCAUGUUGGCCUGUAAUUAUAUUUUUCUGAAUCUAAAAACAAAUAGAAAUUUCUG